Molecule: messenger RNA, 324 nt
Organism: Plasmodium cynomolgi strain B
Lineage: Eukaryota; Apicomplexa; Aconoidasida; Haemosporida; Plasmodiidae
Exons: 2
Coding region: 1-324 (107 amino acids)
Source: RefSeq, a predicted model, not a curated record
AUGAAUAUAUUAUAUAGUUUAUAUAAGAAGUACAGUAAAUUUAAUGAUAUUAUAGAUGAUAAGUUAAUGCUGGAUAAACAAUCAUUUUUAUCUCUCUCAACUAAUUUUUGCAACGAUUAUAUAGAAGCUAGUUAUAUAACAAAAUAUGAAGAAAUUUACAAUAAAUUAAGAGGAAAGAGUAUUGAAUAUUCGAAUAAUUUUAUAAAAUUAUCAGAAUGCGAAAAAACUAAUACAAUGACAACAGCACUUAUAGGAACAACGUUUGGAUUAAUUCCCUUUUUCGGGGUAUUAUAUAAGGUUAAAGAAAUUAAUUUUAUAUUUUGA